Molecule: messenger RNA, 4280 nt
Organism: Papaver somniferum (opium poppy)
Lineage: Eukaryota; Viridiplantae; Streptophyta; Magnoliopsida; Ranunculales; Papaveraceae
Product: copper methylamine oxidase-like
Exons: 13
Coding region: 1669-4008 (779 amino acids)
Biological process (GO): amine metabolic process
Molecular function (GO): primary methylamine oxidase activity; copper ion binding; quinone binding
Source: RefSeq, a predicted model, not a curated record
UUCUUCUUAUUUCUGUCGCUCUCUCACAAUUCUUCCGCCGAAACUGGGUUAAAAACUUGGGUUAUUGAUGAACAAGAAGUGAUCAACAGGGAAGACAUGAUUAAUAGUGAAAUAGAAGAAUCAUGUAUUAGUGAUGUCUGGAAUUUUUGAAGUUUUAGAGUUUCAUUGGAUGCGGCGAAGAUGAAGCACAAAUCGAGGAUGAAAAAAAUCAGAAUCCAUCUGAAAUAUGGUGAUGAAUGGUGAAGAUUGAUGAUUAUAAAGAGUUCCAGUGGUUUUAGUUGAAAUGGAUUCACAGAAAAAUCUGUUGAGGAAGUGCUGGUGUUCUUGUUGUUUCAAUGUUUGUGCAUGAUUAGGAUUUCGGGUUGUUACUGUGUUUCAAUGUUGUCGAAAUAUGAAAUUACUGCAAGGUGUUUGUGAAAAAGCCUGACUUUGCAGUUCCUUAGCUAAACUAAGUUCUGUGGUUCUUGGAAAUUGAGGAACUGUAGAAGUGGGAUGAGUAAAUGGAAGAUCGGUCUUUGAAUUGAUUUACAGGGAUAAAAUACUUGGAAGAAAAUUUGGAGUUGCUGUGAGGAUAUAUAAUGCAGACAAAGAACAAUUAUGGGUACGAAACGGUUGAUGUUUUGGCUGAGAGAUUUGUCCGAGAAAAUUCUAAGGGAUAGUUGAUGGUUUGUCAUUGAGUUUAUGUUCAUGGCUAGAAGAAUUGGGUUUCAAUUUGGUUUGGAAUUCUAGUGAAUUGUCAGGACAUUUGGAAACAAUUUCAAAGUAAAGAUGGGGAAGUGACCGGAUGCGUAUGAAUGUUUGGGAUUACAUUGAGCUUGGAAGAAUGGGAUUUACCUGGUAAAACCAAACCAUUCUCACCUCAUGUUUUCAUAUUGUUUAGGAGAUUGAGUUUGUGUGAGAUAUAAAUUCAAUGCAGGGAAGGAUAUAUGGAAAAGUUUACAAAUCAAUCACUCGUACAUCUAUCCCCUGCUUACUAGUUCAGACGCUCAACAUGUAUGUUGAAAUUCGUAAGUGAAGUUCUUUACUUGGUCUGAGUCACUGAGUUGACUCGAAAACGACUCAUAACACUAACUGGACCUAGUCCUUCCAUGUGAGGAGUGUACAUGUCUUUUACCAGGUAGCAUAACUGCCACAUCUGCAAUUAACUUCUGUUACCCGUCGGGACGAAAAAAAUCUAUCUCGGCCGGUUUAUAGAAAGAUUCAAAAAAAAACGGCCAGUUUUUUAAUUGUGUGUCAUAAAGGUGGCUACUUUAAUAAAAAACCCUUCAAAUUUUGUAAUACUGCAUAGGAUAACCUGAAGUCUGUAUCCCGGACAAGUCCCGUAUAUAUAUUACAUAAAGAAGGUAGGUGAUAACCAAACAAACAAAGGGUCUUCAUCGCACGCCUAUGUAUAUAACCAGUUCAAGAAAAUCACGUCAGAUACAAUUCUCCCUUUCUACAUUGAACAAAGACACCUUUCCCUCUCUCUCUAGAUCAUUUAUAGAAACCCUAAUUUUCGGUCUAAAAUUUCCUUUCUAGAUUUUCUCCAUUCGAUUCAUUUCUAAGAGAAAUUUGGGUGGAAGUUUUUGCUCUAUAAAAAAAGUGUGUUGAGAAUUGCUGUAUGUCAGUAGUUGAUUGCACUGAGAAUUGUUAUCACGGUGGAAUCGGUGUUGUUAAGAAUCCAUUACAAUGGCCACAAUUAAGAAAGAAAAGACGCCAUCUUCUUCGUUUUGCUGUAAAAAUGGUGGUUCCAUUCAAAGAGAGAUAACUUCAUCUGCUUCUGUUGUUGAAGUACCUAAUACCAAUGAUCCAAAGAAAAACAGCAGACCUUCUGUUUCAACUACUAUGGAGACUGUAAUUCGUUCUGUUGAUUCCCUUCCUGAAACUUCUACUAAUACUUCCAUCAAAGGUAUUCAGAUCAUGAUGAGGGCUCAAAGUAGUCACCCAUUGGAUCCUUUAUCAGGUGCUGAAAUUUCAGUAGCAGUGGGGACUGUUAGAGCUGCUGGAGCCACUCCUGAGGUUAGAGAUAGUAUGCGGUUUGUUGAAGUGGUCUUGUUGGAACCAGAUAAACAAGUUGUUGCAUUAGCAGAUGCAUAUUUCUUUCCUCCUUUUCAGCCAUCUUUACUUCCCAAAACAAAAGGUGGACCUUUUAUUCCUAGUAAACUUCCCCCGAGGAGGGCUAGACUUGUUGUUUACAACAAACGGUCCAAUGAGACAAGUGUAUGGAUUGUUGAGCUAACUGAAGUACAUGCUGCAACUCGUGGUGGUCAUCAUAGGGGAAGAGUCAUCUCCUCAGAAGUGGUUCCAGAUGUUCAGCCCCCCAUGGAUGCGGAGGAAUAUGCUGAAUGUGAAGCUAUUGUUAAGGAUUAUCCUCCGUUUCGGGAGGCAAUGAAAAAGAGGGGUAUCGAAGAUAUGGAUCUUGUGAUGGUUGAUGCCUGGUGUGUUGGAUAUCAUAGUGAACAUGAUGCACCUAGCCACAGACUUGCCAAACCACUUAUUUUUUGCAGAACGGAGAGUGACUGCCCCAUGGAAAAUGGAUAUGCUCGCCCAGUGGAAGGCAUUCAUCUAGUUGUUGAUAUGCAAAAUAUGGUAAUACUUGAGUUUGAAGACCGUAAACUCGUUCCCUUACCUCCUGCUGAUCCGUUGAGAAACUAUACUGCUGGAGAAACUCGAGGAGGAGUUGAUAGAAGCGAUGUGAAGCCUCUACAGAUUAUCCAGCCUGAAGGUCCAAGCUUUCGGGUCAGCGGACACUUUGUAGAAUGGCAAAAGUGGAAUUUUCGCAUUGGUUUCACACCAAGGGAAGGUCUUGUGAUCCAUUCUGUUGCAUAUAUUGAUGGUAGUCGUGGUCGCAGAGCUGUUGCCCACAGGUUGAGUUUCGUCGAGAUGGUGGUACCUUAUGGAGAUCCUAAUGAACCCCAUUAUAGGAAGAAUGCAUUUGAUGCCGGGGAAGAUGGCCUUGGUAAAAAUGCACAUUCCCUUAAAAAGGGGUGUGAUUGCUUAGGGUAUAUCAAAUAUUUCGAUGCCCACUUUACAAACUUCAGUGGAGGUGUUGAGACAAUUGAAAACUGCGUAUGUUUGCAUGAAGAGGAUCAUGGUAUUUUAUGGAAGCAUCAGGACUGGAGAACAGGGUUAGCUGAAGUUCGGAGGUCCAGACGUCUGACAGUAUCCUUUAUAUGUACUGUGGCUAAUUAUGAGUAUGGGUUCUUCUGGCACUUCUAUCAGGAUGGAAAAAUUGAAGCUGAAGUCAAGCUUACUGGAAUUCUUAGCUUAGGAGCUUUGCAGCCUGGGGAAUUCAGAAAAUAUGGUACGACCAUUGCACCAGGAUUAUAUGCUCCAGUGCACCAGCACUUUUUUGUAGCUCGUAUGGAUAUGGCAGUCGACUGCAAACCUGGUGAAAAGCAUAACCAGGUCGUAGAAGUGAACGUUAAAGUUGAAAAACCAGGGCAGAAUAAUGUACACAACAAUGCAUUUUAUGCUGAAGAGGAACUUCUCAGAACAGAACAGCAGGCAAUGCGUGAUUGCAAUCCUCUCUCUGCUCGCCAUUGGAUUAUCAGGAAUACAAGAUCUGUUAACCGGACUGGACAACUUACAGGGUACAAGCUCGUACCUGGCUCUAAUUGUUUGCCAUUAGCUGGUGCAGAGGCAAAGUUCUUGAGAAGAGCUACUUUCUUGCAGCACAAUCUAUGGGUUACAUCCUAUGCACCAGGUGAGAUGUAUCCUGGAGGAGAGUUCCCGAAUCAAAACCCACGUGCUGGUGAGGGUCUGGGAACAUGGAUUAAGCAGAACCGUUCCCUUGAAGAAACUGACAUUGUUCUCUGGUAUGUGUUUGGAAUUACACACAUCCCUCGACUGGAGGAUUGGCCUGUCAUGCCCGUGGAGCACAUCGGUUUCAUGCUUCAGCCACAUGGAUUCUUCAACCGUUCUCCAGCAGUGGAUGUCCCACCUAGUACUUGUGAGUUGGUGGACCUUAAAGAAAAUGGCUCUUCGAAACCAACAAUUCAGAAUGCUGUACUUACAGCAAAACUUUAAAGAGGGCAGAAACAUCUUCUUGGUUGGUCAGUCCACAACAAUGUCGCAUGCAUCUGUGACGAAACCGGCCAAUUAGUUUGUAAGUAGGCUGCAGAAAUUGAGACCUUUAAGAAAGCGUUAUUGAGCAUUCAGAACAUCGAUCAGUUUAAACCUUAUGGAAUUUCAGUUAUUGUUAAUAACGUCACUUGUGAACUCGAGUUAAAUCUAGUUUUCAACAAUAUCAUGAAAGGAUUCCAGUUGGUUUUCCCUAUUUACAAUCCCCACUUUUCCUA